AUGGCGGCCUGCAGGCAGUGCUGCUUGUACCUGUGGCUCCGACCGCUGGGCAGCGGCCCCCUCGGCCCCCUCGGCCGGCCCGGGCGGAAUCCAGCACUCAGCUAUUUGCAGGUGCGAGCGCUGCGGAGUGGCACCGAUUCCAGAGCGGUGACUGUGGACCUGGGACACAGAAAAUUAGAAAUAUCCUCUGGGAAACUGGCAAGAUUUGCUGAUGGCUGUGCUGUGGUACAGUCAGGUGAUACUGCAGUAAUGGUCACAGCAGUCAGCAAAACAAAACCUUCACCUUCCCAAUUCAUGCCACUGGUGGUGGACUACAGACAGAAGGCUGCUGCAGCAGGUAGAAUCCCCACAAACUACCUUAGAAGAGAAAUUGGCUCUUCUGACAAAGAGAUUCUUACAAGUCGAAUAAUAGAUCGUUCAAUUAGACCUCUCUUCCCAGCUGGCUAUUUUUAUGAUACUCAGGUUCUCUGUAAUCUGCUAGCAGUCGAUGGCAUCAAUGAACCUGAUGUCCUAGCAGUUAAUGGUGCUUCUGUAGCCCUCUCCUUAUCAGAUAUCCCUUGGAAUGGACCUGUUGGAGCAGUACGAAUAGGAAUGAUUGAUGGAGAAUGUGUCGUUAACCCAACAAGGAAAGAAAUGUCUUCUAGCACUUUAAAUUUAGUAGUUGCAGGAGCACCUAAAAGCCAAAUUGUUAUGUUGGAAGCCUCUGCAGAAAACAUUCUACAGCAGGAUUUCUGCCAUGCUAUCAAAGUUGGGGUGAAGUAUACACAGCAGAUAAUUCAGGGCAUCCAGCAGUUGGUAAAAGAAAUCGGUGUUGCCAAGAGGACACCUCAGAAGAUAUUUACUCCUUCUGCAGAAAUUGUGAAAUACACGAAUACAAUUGCCAUGGAGAAACUCUAUGCAGUUUUUACAGAUUAUGAACAUGAUAAAGUUUCCAGGGAUGAAGCUGUUAACAAGAUAAGAUUAGAUACAGAGGAACAUCUAAAGGAAAAAUUUCCAGAGGUUGACCAAUUUGAAAUAAUUGAAUCCUUCAACGUUGUUGCAAAAGAGGUUUUCAGAAGUAUUAUUUUGAAUGAAUACAAAAGGUGUGAUGGACGAGAUCUGACUUCACUUAGGAAUAUAAGUUGUGAGGUAGAUAUGUUUAAAACACUUCAUGGAUCAGCAUUAUUUCAGAGAGGACAAACACAGGUACUUUGUACUGUUACAUUUGAUUCAUUAGAAUCCAGUAUUAAGUCAGACCAAAUUAUAACAGCUAUAAAUGGGGUAAAAGAUAAAAAUUUCAUGCUGCACUAUGAGUUUCCACCUUACGCAACCAAUGAAACUGGCAAAGUUACUGGUGUAAAUCGAAGAGAACUUGGACAUGGUGCUCUUGCCGAGAAAGCUUUGUGUCCUGUUAUUCCCAAAGAUUUUCCUUUUACCAUAAGAGUUACAUCUGAAGUCCUCGAAUCCAAUGGGUCAUCUUCUAUGGCAUCUGCAUGUGGUGGAAGUUUGGCAUUAAUGGAUGCAGGAGUCCCAAUUUCAUCUGCUGUUGCAGGUGUAGCAGUGGGAUUGGUUACCAAAAACAAUCCAGAGAAAGGUGAAAUAGAAGACUAUCGUUUGCUAACAGAUAUUCUGGGAAUUGAAGAUUACAAUGGUGACAUGGAUUUCAAAAUAGCCGGUACAAGUAAAGGAAUAACUGCAUUACAGGCUGAUAUUAAGUUACCUGGAGUACCAAUUAAAAUUAUAAUGGAAGCCAUCCAACAAGCAUCAGUGGCAAAGAAGGAGAUACUGCAGACAAUGAGCAAAACGAUUUCAAAACCUCGAGCAUCUAGAAAAGAAAAUGGACCAGUUGUAGAAACAGUGAAGGUUCCAUUAUCAAAACGAGCAAAAUUUGUUGGGCCUGGUGGAUAUCACUUAAAAAGACUCCAGGCUGAGACAGGUGUAACAAUUAGUCAGGUUGAUGAAGAAACCUUCUCCAUAUUUGCACCAACACCUACUGCAAUGCAUGAGGCAAGAGACUUCAUUACAGAAAUUUGCAGAGAUGAUCAAGAGCAACAGUUAGAAUUUGGAGCAGUUUAUACCGCUACAAUAACCGAAAUCAGAGACACUGGGGUAAUGGUAAAGCUGUAUCCAAGCAUGACUGCAGUGCUACUUCAUAAUUCACAACUUGACCAACGAAAGAUUAAACAUCCCACUGCCCUAGGAUUAGAGGUUGGCCAAGAAAUUCAGGUCAAAUACUUUGGCCGUGAUCCAGCUGAUGGAAGAAUGAGGCUUUCUCGUAAAGUACUUCAGUCUCCAGCUACAACUGUUCUCAAAACUCUAAAUGAUAGAAGCAGCAUUGUAAUGGGAGAGCCUAUUUCACAGUCAUCAUCUAAUUCUUCCCCUUAACUCCUUUUUGAAAUGGUAUGCUAACUGCUAACAAUUUGGAAAAACCAAAGCCAGUUCUUGGAACUCCAGGGGUGUGCCACAGAAUUAAAUGGACGGCUCACUAACACCAACAACAGAAGCAUCAUCAUUUCUGCUUAAAUCAGGAGCUUACCACUCGUGCCAGAGCAUCUGCUCAUCUUUAUUUAAAUCAUGGUAGUUUUUCAUAAUUUCUAAGUAUUUAAUCUGGGACUAUCAUAUGCCCAAAACUAAUUUAUAGUGUCUGCAAGUUGUUCCUUUAUGACUUUUAUUUUGACAUACCAUAAAUUAGUGUUCAAUUUUUUUUACAUUUAUUUAUUUUGUGCACUUACAAACUACUAUGCAUGUGUGGGAAUCAGAAUAACUUAGGAGGUGGUUUUCUCCUUCCACUUUGUGGGUUCCAAGAAACAAAUUCAGGUCAUCAAGCUUACAAUAAGCACCUUUACCUGCCGAACCAUCUUCCUGGCUCAAACCAUGGAUUUGAUGUGACUGUUUUCCUUCCCUUCCUGAACAUCUUAAACUUCUGGAUCUAAGAAGCAUGAACAUCAGCAGCUGUCUCAUUCAACUUAGCCAAACUAAAUUCAUUCAUUCAUCAUUUACCAUGGACUUAGGACUAUGACAUGUGCAGUGAUAUCAGCAAGCAGAGCUAAAGUUCUAACAUGCUUAGUAAACAAGUAUGUAACACAUGACACAGUGGCAGAUGCUUUAAAUUAGAAAGGCAUUUGAAUAAAGGGUUGGAGUGAUCUGUCCUAGUUAGGUUUCUAUGCUUUGAUACAGUCCAUGAUAAGUUGUUGUUUCUAAUGAAAUGAUACAGAGCCACCUCAGUGAAUAGAAUUUAAAAGGAGACCUGAAUGAAUUAGAGGAAGCAAAAUGUAAAGAUAUUUUGAGACAGAGAAUUUCAGAUAGAGGUCUUCACUCCAGAAGCAAAAAUAACUCAUUUUAGAAACCAAUUUUUUUUAAAAAAAAAAAAAAAGCUUAGUCUUUGCUUUGUAUUAAGAGUAUAACAAGUAGAGAUAGCAGGUAAUUAUUUUCAAAACAUUUAAUCAGGCAAGCAUAUGCUUAGUCAUUUUCAAGGAAAGAGAAUCAUGAGCAGGCUUUGACAAAUGCUUUCUUGUGAAAAUUGACAAGAUGACAGGCAGUAGAGAUGGGAAAGAAAAUAUAAAAGACUCAUUGUCAGGGGAUAAAAAGCAAUGUAAGUUAAAAGUGAAACAAAUCCCAUACCCUACACUUAACUGACAGCAAGACUCAGUAGUAAACAAAACCAGUUCUACUUGAUUAUCUUGUGGGGAAGUAGACUAUAAACUUGAAAGAAGAGAAAGCAGUUACACUGCUAACUUUAGUCUGAGGGUUGUAAAGAUAAUAGAUCUGAUAUCAGUGGAAAACUAGUUAAAUAAGAGCGAAAGUAUCAGCCAACAUAUAGAUGGCUGUUACAGAAAGCAGUUUUUGUAUGACUUCUUGGGAUCUAUCCACCCCAGAGAGAGGGUGUCUAGGAACCAAAGUAUUCAAUCCAAGUCAAGUUCAUCAACAAGUGAAUUUAUUGGUCUGUGUAUGGGAGCAAUGGGCAGCAGACAUUAAGAUACCCCAAAAGAAAUCCGCACUCCAGUGAUGAAUCUUGUGACUCUUUCCUUUUCAAUUGGAAAUGUUAAUAGGCUCUAAAUUUCAGACCCUGGCAAAACAACACACACACCAAACAAAAUUUAUAAAAAAAAAAAAAAAACAAACACUGCCUUUUAUGAGCAUCGUACUACAGUAUGUUGUACUUUGUUUCCUUUGGAAACUUGUUUAAUAUCAUUAUUAAGUUGAUAGGCACUCUAGCAAAGGGUUCUUGUAACCAUACUUCCCUGGAGUUUACUAUAAAACAGGCUGACCUAACGUGAAGCUCUCUUUCUGCCUCUACCUUUCAAAUGUUAGGAGUUGCUUAUAUGCAUCAUUGCUCUGAUCUUCUUUAAAGUCAUGGUAAGGGCUAAUAAGAUGGCUCAGCAGAUACAGACACUUGCCAUCAAGUCUCGACAGGCUGAGUUCAAUCUCUAGGCCUAUGUAAUGGAAAGAAAGACCUGAUUUCCCCAAGUUGUCCUCUGACCUCAUACAUACUGUUAAGAGAGUGUAAACAUGCACAAUAAAUGUAAAAAGAAAGUUUUCAACAACAACAACAAAAAAAAAUAUUGGGUCAGCAAGAUGUUUCUGUGGGUAAAGGCACUUGCCAUUUUGAGCCUGAGUUUGAUCUGAUCUGAGAGACCCACAUAGUACAAGGGGAGUAUUGACCCACACAAGUCCUGACCUCCACACGUAUGUCAUGGCACAUAUAUAUGCAUAUACACAUACUAAAUGAAUAACCAUGUAUUUCUAUUAUGGGUGUAACAAAGUUCAAUCCCCAGAAUACACAUUAAAAAAUCCAAACAUAGUGGCUUGAACUUGUAAUCUCAAUACUGGGGAAAUGAAGACAGGUAGAACCUCGGGGCUCACUGGUCAAAUUGCAAGCCAGUGAAGAGACCCUAUAUCAAAAUGAAUGAUACCUGAGGUCUAAUUGUGGCCUCUGCACAUUCACACACAAAGUCAUUUUUAGUGAUAAGAGUUAAUCAUAGUGGCAGGCACCUCCAAUCCCCAAGCUCCUUAGGAGGCUAAAGCAGAAGAAUCUCUUAAACACAGAUAUUUGACCCUUGUCUGGGUAACAUAGUACAACCUAAUCUUUCCAAAAAAAAUAAUAAGUUGGGUAGAAAAAAGCAGGCUAUUAACUGGAAAAAAAAAAGUGAAACUUUCUAAGCAGUGGAAUUUGAAUUGCUUCUUACUAUAGAGAGAUCACUAGGUGAGCCUGGCUUUAAGGAAUGAUGACAAAGGAGAGAGGCAGACUGUUGAAUCAUAGUAGUUUCAUAAGCAGAGGAAGAUAAGGUACAGUAAAGCACUUUAAGAAUUAAGACUGAACUUUAUUCUACAUGUGCUGGGAGUACUGAAAACACCAUAUUUCAUGAUGCCUAUUAGUUUUAAAUUGUGCCUAUAAAAUUACCAUAAUUCCAAAGAAUUCAUAAACCAGGAGAUGAUGCUAAAAAACAAAAAAGCAUAAAAUAUGUAGGUAAUUAUCAUAAAAUAUAAAAUAAUAAAGAUAUUAAGGGGAAAACAUAUCACCAGUUGCCAUAGAAGUAACUUAUAAAAUUCAAUGUAUAUAAUGUCAUAGUUUGGCAAAUAUCAGUCAAAAAUUAGAAAUGGGCUGGAGAGACAGCUCACCAGUUAGAACUGGGUUUCCAGUACCACAUGGUGGCUUACAGUGGUAGUUUAUGGCAACCACCAAUAAACUACAGUUCCAAGGGAUCCAACAACCUCUUCUGCCCUCAGCAGGAUCCUGAAUGCACAUGAUAUAUACACAUAAAUAAAUCUUUUAAGUAUUAGAAACAUAACACUAAAGGCAUGGCUGUCAAAGUCAGGAACAAAACAAACAUAAUUAUUCAACAUUUCUGGUGGUCUUAUCAAUGUUAUGAAAUUAAAAGGGGUAUCAACACUUCCAGAUGACCACCUAAACCACUUAACAAAACAAGUAGAAUUUACAAGUAAGCACAUUAAACAAAAUAGCUGUCUUCUCCAGGAGUCAAAGCUGCUCUAUAGAGAGCUCAUCUCCAUUUUUCUCAGCAAAAGCUGAAGAACUAAGAACUAAGCCUGCAAUGACUUUGUCCUAUGUCUGUAGUCUAUGCUAUAGUUAAAUACCUGCUCCCAAAGAGUGCAAGUUAAUGAAGUCUAGGAAGCCUCUUAACUAAACACUAUGACUAUCUAAUACCAGGUGUGAGCUGACUUCCCAAUCCAACAUUCAACAUUUAGUCCCUUCGGUCUGUAAUCUUCCCAGAUUUAAACCUAGUUACCAUGGUUUCAGAGUGAGAAAAAAUCAGCAAGUAGUAAUGGACUUGCUUUACUUUUCCAGGAAACAAAAGUGCUGCUUUUACAAGGAUUUAUGAGCUGCAUCUACAAGGUCUGAGGGUCCAAAAGUCUGCAAUACCAAAAUCACUAAGGGGGUCUCAACCACAUGUUUAAGGCUUCAGAUUUUUCCAACAAGAGCCUUAGUUACAUAGCCAUGACUAGGCUGAGCAUUCAGAUAUCUUUAAAUAGCACUCCAUGAACCUUAAAUCUUAUAUCUACCCUUCAAAUUGCAAGAAAUAAGUUAAGCUUAGGUCUAUAUCUUGGGUCCUACAUUUAAUCACUGAAAUAUCCUAAAUACCUCAACUGCAGUCUUUAAUUAUUUCCUCCAUAUUUUUCAGGUGCCUGAAAUUUUGCACAGGCAACAUGGUUAUUGCCAGCAAAAAGAGGCCACAUUGUGUCAGAAACUAAAUAAAACUAUUCUGCAAAUCCAA
Grammomys surdaster is the source of this 6710-nucleotide messenger RNA. RefSeq names its product polyribonucleotide nucleotidyltransferase 1 (gene Pnpt1). Gene Ontology annotation, biological process: mitochondrial RNA 3'-end processing; mitochondrial mRNA catabolic process. Gene Ontology annotation, cellular component: mitochondrion; cytosol. The record is from RefSeq and is a predicted model, not a curated record. Bases 1 to 2364 code for a protein of 787 amino acids. Gene Ontology annotation, molecular function: 3'-5'-RNA exonuclease activity; RNA binding; polyribonucleotide nucleotidyltransferase activity. Lineage: Eukaryota; Metazoa; Chordata; Mammalia; Rodentia; Muridae. The transcript is spliced from 29 exons.